AUGGCAUCUUCACCAACCAGUGGUCUUGUCAAUAAUAACAAUACAUCAGCAGCUACCAUUAAUAAACUCAAGACGACAGCUACGACGUCUAGCAGUAGCAGCAGUAGUCUUGAAAAUGGUUCGAUAUCGUCUCAUACGACACAAUUUGACUCGGGGCCUUCCUUGGUGGACAUUUUCUACUCAGCCAAAAAACUACUAAAUUUACAAACAAGGCUAGAAAAUCGUCAGUUGCGUAAAGUUAAUAGCAAAACUCAGCUAAAUCAUAUUGCCUAUAGUGAGAAUGUGCGUGGGGUUGAUUUUGCAGCCUCGCCUAGUUCAAAUAGAGAGCAUCACCAAACUGACAGUGGAAGCUCUCAACAUGUUUUGGACUUAUUAUCGCCCUUAUCGAUAGAUGACUUGCACAAUGCCACAAUAAAACCAUCCUCUUAUCACCACUGCCAAAAUAAUACAGCCUCCGAUGACGGAAAGAGUAUAAAUCAACCAUCAAGUUCUCAUAAAAAUGCACAAAAGACAUUGACACCAAAAUCGGACUCAAGCAUAGCUUCUGUGCAUAGUUCAAACUCUUCCAUCAUCUCAACUAACUCGUCAAUACCGUCUGAGACGGAGACAAUAAAACCACAACCACAACCACAGUCACAGGCACAGGCACAGUCACAGUCACAGUCACAGUUACAGUCACAGUUACAGCCCCAAAAAUCAAAUCUAACCACUUCUUUAUCAAAGCUAAAAAAUGUACAAUCACAAUCCACAAGUGUACUACUGUCUCAACUUAAUUCAUUGUCUACUCAAUCUGGAGGAGAGAACACUACUAUAUGCUUCAACUGCAAGACUCACAAGACCCCAUUGUGGAGAAAGGAUACCGAGGGUAAUACACUAUGUAACGCUUGUGGAUUGUUUUUGAAAUUACAUGGAACAACCCGUCCCUUAUCGCUAAAAACAGAUGUUAUUAGAAAGAGAAACUCAAGGAAAGCAACAACUUUGCCGAAUGGUCAAACGAGCUCCAUAGGCUCUGCUCCAACAGGAGCAACUUUUUCACGUUUCAUAGGAGGAAGCACUAAUAUCUCGCAAUAUUCAACAAAGUCUGAGUACAUGAGCCAAAAGAGGCAAACUCCAAUAGCAAUUGCUCCAUCGCCAAUACCGUCAGGGUCCUCUGUUCCUAAUAAUUUUAUGAAUGGCUCAUUGUCAACCUCAAGUCAAAGAAUCAAAAACGUUUUGAUUCUACCCAAACCACAAAGCUCCUCAAAUUUAAACAGUUCAUUUAAAAGUAAGUCGAUUGCUAUUCCAUCGUCUUCAUCGUCUUCGUCUAAUCAAUAUCAUUCAAAGCUGGAAACAUCUCCAGCUUCUGUCACAUCCUCGCCAGCUUCUUCAUACUCAUACACUGUGAAUAAUAAUCAACCAUUUAAAAGAAAAAAGUCGGAGGUGAAUAUUCCAGCUGUCGUAUCAGGUUCCAAUACUGCUAUUACUACUGCUGCUGCUACUACUACUACUACUACUACUACUACUACUACUACUACUCCAUCCUCUUUCUCAGCCAGAAAUAGAGAAUCUUCGACGACAUCAUUGACUGGGCAACAGCAGCAGCAGCAGCAGCAGCAACAGUUUUCUCUUAAAAGGAAUAACUCAUUAAUUUCAAGCACGUCAUUAAGUAGAAGAACCUCACUAGUUAAUAUUCCAAGUGGUAGGAAGAGUAUUUCUGCUUCAACGCCUACUAGUUCUGUUAUUUCAAACAACAAUAUUUCCACUUGGAACCAAAGAUUUCCUCAACCAAAUUAUUUUGAUGUACCGCAGCAAUAUCAACCAGAGCAGCAAACGCAAACGCAAACGCAACUAUCAACGGGUCUCCAAAUGAGUAUCCAGUAUCAACCAAACCUCUCGAGAAACAAUAGUAGUAACACAUUAUUGAAUGGGAGCAAUCAAACCUUUACUAAUCAUGAUUAUAUGGAUACUCCAGGUUCAUUGAACUCGCCUGUUAGUAAAAGAAGUGUUAAUCAAAGCGACGGAGUAACUCCAACUUCCAUACCUGAGACUCCAAUGAACGUUUUAGAUUAUUUGCCUUCCUCCAUUCCAUCAUCUGGUAAUAAGAUGUUCAGCAAGUUAUCAUCGUCAUUAACUAAUCAGAUGAGGCAACAGCAGCAACAGCAGCAACAGCAACAACAACAACAACAACCGCUUAACGCUGCGCACCUGAUGAAGCUGAGAGUUUUAGAAGAAUAUCGAUCACGUAAGCCAACAUUCAACCAUCAUCAAGGUAUUGAUGAUGAGUUGGUGAUGAUGAUAAACGAUCCAUAUUCGAGUAUUUUGAAUAUGGAUAUUGGUGGAGGUGUUGGUGGUGUUGCUACUAUUCCGGAACUUGAGCCUAGUGGUUUGGGGAUGAGCGAUGAUGAUUUCUUCAAGAAUUUUACCAGUUUGCAUAAUGAUGAAGAAGAGAGUGAUAUUUGUUUAGAUUUGGUGGAUUUCAAUAAUGCUUUUGAUGGUAAGCAGCAGCGGCAGCAACAACAACAGCAACAGCAACAGCAGCAGCAGCAGCAACAGCAACAGCAACAGCAACAGCAGCAGCAGCAGCAACAACAAACACAGCGAGCGCCUCCACUUAUUUCAUCAUUACAUUUCACUAAUGAUGGUAUUGGGUUUGAUAAAAUGGGUGAUCACGGAUCGAAAGGAACGACAUCUGCUCCUACUACUGAUUCAACUACUGCGACUGCGGAAUUUAAGGAUUUGGAUUGGUUGAAGUUUGAAAUAUAA
This is a messenger RNA of Lodderomyces oxycetoniae, 2742 nucleotides long. It is a transcript of the gene GLN3, whose product is annotated as nitrogen-responsive transcriptional regulator. NCBI's taxonomy places the organism in Eukaryota, Fungi, Ascomycota, Pichiomycetes, Serinales, Debaryomycetaceae. Gene Ontology annotation, biological process: negative regulation of transcription by RNA polymerase II; positive regulation of transcription by RNA polymerase II. Bases 1 to 2742 code for a protein of 913 amino acids. The record is from RefSeq and is a predicted model, not a curated record. The transcript has a single exon. Gene Ontology annotation, molecular function: RNA polymerase II cis-regulatory region sequence-specific DNA binding; DNA-binding transcription factor activity, RNA polymerase II-specific; zinc ion binding.